AUGGCACAUCAUACGCAUUCUCAUUCUCAUUCUCAUUCUCACGAAGGACAAAAAUCUAUUUUACAUGCUUCAAAAACAUGCCGUUUAGGAAUGGUAUUAGGUCUUACAAUAGGUUUUUUCUUUGUUGAGCUUAUUUGUGGUUAUAUUCUUCAUUCUGUGGCUAUUUUUGCUGAUGCUAUUCAUAUGCUUAGUGAUAGUGGAGCACUUAUUAUUGCAAUGGUCUCCGUACGAAUUUCAAAACGAAAAUCAGCUAAAAAUACAUUCGGUUGGGUACGAGCACAAGAAUUAGGUGCUAUGGUUAAUUGUAUAUUACUUAUGUCACUUUGUUUUACUAUUCUUGUACAAGCUAUCAAACGUUUAAUAUCAAUAGAAUCUGUUGACAGAAAUAAAUUAAACUUAUAUAUUAUUGUUGGUGUCGUUGGAUUAGCUAUUAAUGUAAUGGCAUUAGUAAUUCUUGGAGGUGAUAUGGCUCAUGGACAUUCACAUGGAGGUGAUAACAAAAAAUCAAAAAAUAAACAAGAUAAUAAAAAAAAUGAAGAUGAUGUUGAAAUAGGUGAAGGUGAACAUUUAUGUGCUGAUGAACCAAUAGACAAUAUGGAUAAUCAUGGUCAUUCCCAUGAUACAGGACCAUCAAUAUUAGAUAAAAAUAAUACAAAAAAUGUUGAUAAAAAAUUGAAAAAGAAAAAUCGUAAAGGAAUGGAUGGUAGUCAAAUGAAUAUUCGUGGUGCUUUUCUUCAUGUACUUAAUGAUGCUCUUGGUUCAGUCAUUGUUGUUCUAGCUGGUUUAGCUAUUCGACAAUGGCCUGAUAAAGCAUGGGUUAAUUAUAUUGAUCCAUUAGCUAGUUUAAUUAUGAUUUCAAUGAUUGUUAUAUUUACAAUUCCAUUAUUACGUGAAGCAGCAUUAGUUCUUUUGCAAACAGCUCCUAUGCAUAUUGAAGUUGCUGAUUUACAAAAACGUCUUGUUGAACAAGUACCCGGUGUUCUAGCUGUACAUGAAUUUCAUGUUUGGCAAUUGAGUGGUUCAAAAAUAAUAGCAUCUGCACAUAUACGUUGUCAUAAUUUAAGUGAAUAUAUGGCCGUUGCUGAACAAGUUAAAGAUUUUUUUCAUAAAGAAGGUAUUCAUUCAACAACGAUUCAACCUGAAUUUAUUGAUCAACAAAUUGCAUCGGCAAUAGUUAGUGACAAAGAAUGUAUUCUUGAAUGUCUUAAAGACUGUAGUAUGAAUACAUGUUGUGGUCAACCAUCAAGUUAUGUUAAACAACGAACACCUCGUUUAGGUGCAAACAAUAAUACGGAUUCAGAUAAUAUUGCUCAACGUUCACAAGGUGAAAUGAUUAUACCGUCAAUUGAAAUAAUAAGUCCAACACGAUCAAGUAGUUAUGUUGAGAACACUAAUUAA
Rotaria sp. Silwood1 is the source of this 1398-nucleotide messenger RNA. NCBI's taxonomy places the organism in Eukaryota, Metazoa, Rotifera, Eurotatoria, Philodinida, Philodinidae. The record is from the annotation of a GenBank genome assembly.